Fusarium tjaetaba is the source of this 843-nucleotide messenger RNA. RefSeq lists its product as uncharacterized. NCBI's taxonomy places the organism in Eukaryota, Fungi, Ascomycota, Sordariomycetes, Hypocreales, Nectriaceae. The coding region runs from base 1 to 843 and encodes 280 amino acids. The transcript has a single exon. The record is from RefSeq and is a predicted model, not a curated record.
AUGUCAUAUAACAAUGAUGAGCAAGCCCGACGGGCUCAGGCUGUCCGGGACGCUCAGUGGGCUAGCAACCGCAGUCAGCCCCAAAACACUUAUCCCUACCAAACCGGCACCUACUCGAAUCCAGAUGAGCCCAUAAUUCACACAGUACAAGAACCCUCAAUGUCUCUUUUGAACAGUCCUAGCAGUCAUUCUAUACCCGGGCUGCCACAUAACCCAGCUCCUCUGCCGAGGACGUAUCAGAAUCCCGCUCGACAACAAGAUUUGCGUAGGACAGCUUUGGAAAACGAGGCUUAUAAUCAGGGGCAAAGCUCUCGCGGACCUCCAAAUGCCGGAUAUAGUGCACAGCCUUCCAGCUACUAUGGACAAGCCCCUCAAGAUCCGAGACGUGGAACCAGUGGCAGCUCUCAAGGAUAUCCGAGUGUCGGUUCUAGCGCACAGCCUUCCAACUACUACCCUCAAGCCCCUCCGGACUCGAGACCUGGGCCUAGUGGCAGUCAAGCAGCCCAAACGCACCGACUUGGAUCUAUGUCCAAUCCUAUCAUUUACGAAGGCCGUUCAGCCAAUGAGGUUCAACAACAGGAGAAGCGAAAAAAGAACAAAGAAGAAAGACUAGCAAACGAGAUGUGCUCGGAAGCACCAUGCAGUAACCGCGUUGCCCCAGGAAAGAUAUCAUGUGAAUAUCACAUGAAAAUCAGGAGACGAAGUGGAAUUGCGUAUCGAGAGAGGAAAAGAGCAGAAGGCAAAUGCUAUAGAGGUGGAUGCGACAGGCCUGCCGUGGGUCCUGGAGAAAGAUGUCAAGAAUGCAUCGAUGCUUCUCGGGCUUAUCGUGAAGCAAGAAAGUAG